This is a messenger RNA of Condylostylus longicornis, 10841 nucleotides long. RefSeq lists its product as uncharacterized. NCBI's taxonomy places the organism in Eukaryota, Metazoa, Arthropoda, Insecta, Diptera, Dolichopodidae. The record is from RefSeq and is a predicted model, not a curated record. Bases 963 to 10703 code for a protein of 3246 amino acids. The transcript has 4 exons.
GAAGAAAUAAGGAAAAAAUAAAAAACUAUAAAAACCAGUAAUGAGCAAAAGCACACACAAGAAACUUACCACUUAAAGUUUUAUGCAUGCAUAUACAAACAUACAUACAAUAUAAUUCUUUUAGUUAGUCAGUUAAAUGUGUAGCAGCAACAAUAGUAGAAACCAGCACUAAUAAAAGCAACAUACAAUCACAGCACUAAUUAAAUACAACAGACUACAUAAAAAUAACAGUAAAAAAUAUAUGUACCUAUAAUAACAUAAUAGCACAGAUGAAGACAAGAAAAUACAAGAAAUGUAAGAAACAAGAAAAAGCACAAAAGAAAAAAGCUCACCUUUAUGUACAACACAACGGUCACAACUAUUGAAAUAUUUUGAAUAAUUCUCAGUUACAUGAGUUAUUCCAGUCGAUUAAAACGUUUGGAAAAAUUAUAUAAAAAAAAGAAGAAAAAAAAAAUAAGAAGAAAAAAAUAAAUAUUUUUCUUCGCUUUUACCAAACAAAAAAUCCGUUAUUUUCAUUUUUUUUUGUUGAUUUUCUUGUAUUUUUAAUAUUAAAAGAAGAAAAAAAAUUAUUUCAAAUUACAAAAUAAAAAAAACAGGUGUGUGCUUGAUGUAAAAUAGUUGAUCAGCGGCCAUUUAUAAUUUUUUUGCAUUUUUUUUUUUAAGUUUUAAUAUUAUAAAACAAAUUUUUAAUAUCUUUGAUCGUCUAAAAUCGAAAAAACAAUGAGAAUUUAAAGAUUCUCUUUAUAAUUAUCAUUUAAAAUAUGCAUAUUAUGCAUAUACAUGUUUUGUUUUGAUAAAUAAUAGUUAAAAAAAUUAAAAAAUCAAAAACAAUCAAUUUAAAUAAAAAAUAAUAAAAUUUUUCAAAAAAUUUUAUGUUAUUUUUUUUUGGAGAUAAAGAAAUAACAAAAAAGUGAAUAAAAAAGUGAUAAAAAACAAAAAAGAAAAAAUAAAAAAAUUUCAUAAUGCCGUUAUAUUGUUAUUAUAAUAGUAUAUGGCAUAGGAUAAUGCCAAUAAUAAAAUUUUCUUCAAUAAAAUCAUCACAAAUUUACUUUAUAUUUUUGAUUGUUGCAAGUUUUUGUAUAACAAAUGGAUUGGCUCAAUAUUCUGGUGAACCAUAUAUUGUCGGACCGACACCAGCGUUAAGGCAGCGUAAUGAAGAAUUAUCAACUGUAUUAAUUGUUAAUAAUGAUAAUCAAUUGCAUCGAGCCGGACAUUUUUUGAAUUUUAAACCAGAAGUUGGUUUAAUAACAAAAACAGCUCGUACAUUUAUACAAGAUGGUAUUGCAACUGAAUAUGCUACACAAAUUGUUGGUACAACAUUAGAUAAUGGACGUUUAUACGCACAAUUAUUAAAAAAAAGCUCACGUGUACUUAAUAAUAAUGAUAAUAUUAAUAAUAAUAACAAUGAUGAUAAUAUUAAUAAUGAUGAUAUAAAAACUAAAUCACCAAUUGUAAUAACAGCUGCUACAUAUUUACAAUCACCACAACAGCUAUCAAAUAACUAUAAUAACAACAAUAAUAAUAAUUAUGAUACUUAUAAUAAUAAAUAUCAACAACAAUAUAAUGUAUAUCAUAAUAAUUUUCAACAACAACAACAACAACAGCAGCAGCAAUAUCAGCAAAAUCAACAACAAAAUAUUCACAAUAACAAUAAUAAUAAAUAUGAUAGCAAUAAUUUUAUUAUUGAAGAUAAUAAUUGGUCAAAAAUUGAUGAUAAUUUAAUAAAAACUGAAUUAAUAAUGUUAAAAAAUGAUAAUAAUAAAAAUAAUGAUAAUAUUACAAUUGUAAAUAGUAAUAAUGGAGCACAAUUAGUAUAUUCAACAAAUGUAAGCGAUAAAAAGAAUUAUAAAAAUUUAUUUUUUAAUUCACAAUCACAAAAUCAACAACAAUUACAACAGAAACAACAAUAUCAACAAGAAAAACAGUUAUAUAAUAAUAUAAAUAAUACUAGUAGUAGUACUAGUAGUAGUAGUAGUAGUAGUAGCAGUACUAGUAGUAGCAGGAGUAAUAGCAAUAGUAAUACAAUUGUUAAUAGUAAUACAAAUAGCAAUAAUAUUAAAAAUAUAAAACAAAUUGAUAACAAUGAUAAUAAUAUACAAAAAAUUAAUGCAAAUAAAGUUCAAAAUGAUAUGAAUUUACAAACAUUUACUGUUAAAAAUGUUUUUGCACCAAGUGGUUAUUCAUGGGAUAAUAAUAAGAAAAAUGUUGAUAAUAUUAAUAAUAGUGAUGAUAAUAAUAAUCAUAAUAAUAAUAAUGAUAAUAACAAUCGUAAUAAUUAUGAUAAUAAUGAAUAUCAACAGCAAGAUAAUACAUUUCAACAAUUAGAUAAUAGACAACAACAAUUACAAAAUCAAUUGCUGAUAAAAUCAUCUUUAUCUUCUUCAUCAUCAUCUUUAUCAUCGUUUUCCGAUCAACAAAGAUCACCAAAAUUAUUAUCACGCGAUAAAAAUGAUUUUCUGACAAAUAUAAAUUUAAAUAAUAAUAAUAAUAACUCAAAUAAUUUAAAUUUACAAACAGUUACAUAUUAUGGUUUUGCUGAAUUUACAACAAAUGUUGGUGAUACCGUUAUAGUAUUUUCACCAAGUACAACACAAGAUCAAAUUAAUUUUAACCAAAUAACAUCAAUACGUGGUGAAGCAACAUUAGGUAAACAAAAUGAUUUAACUGGUACACAUAUUAAACAUUUGCCAAUACAAAUAACGCAAGAUUUAAUUGAACCAACAUUUACAAUGCAAAAAAUUUCAUUAGAUCAAACAGUAAAUUAUGUUUUGCCAGCAAAAAAAAAUUUAAUAAGCACUAACGAGGAUGCUAUUAAUAAUAACGAUAAUAAUGGUAGCAAUAUGGAUGGUAAUAUUGAAUUAAUGCAAAUGUCAUCAAUAGAUGAAAAUCAACAACAACAACAACAACAACAGGAAGAACAAUAUAAUGAUAACAUUGAAUCAUCUAUAAUUGAUGUCAAAGAUAAUGAAAAUACUAAUAAAUUAACGUUAUCAUUAUCAUCUAUGAAACCUUCUUCAAAAAUAUUAUCAUCAUCAUCAUCAAUAAUUGAUAACGACGUAACAAUUAAAGAUGAUAAAAAGAUAAUACAUGAAACUGAAGAAACACCAAUGUUAACAAAACCAUCAAAUGAAGAUAUAUUACGUGCAUUAGCAUCAAUUGCAUCUGCUGAAGCUGAACGUAAGAAAUCAUUAAUUUUAACUGACGACCAACAGCAAAAACAGCAAUCUCAACAUUCUGAAGAGCAAGAAAUAAAACCAACAACAACAAUAAGUCAAGAAAUAAAAAUUUCUGGAGGUGCAACAACAAUUUUCUUUGAAGAUGACCCAUUCGCAGCAUUUGAUAAGACUUCAUCAUCAACGAUAUCACCAUCAUCAAUAAUAUCAUCAUCAUUAUUACCUUCAUCGAUAUUAUCAUCAAUAAUUGAAGAAUCAGAAGAAAAAAUAUCAACAAAUAUAACAGAAAAUUUAAAUAUUAGUAAUAAUGAAAAUGACAAUAACAGGAAAAUUGUUAUUACAACCGAGAAAAAUGAUGAUAAUGGCUAUGAAACAACUGAUAAUAUUGAUAAUAAUGAAAUAACAACCGAAUUAGAUUCGUUAAAAUUAAUAACUACAACAUUAAAAACAUCCGAUGAUGAAACAGAUUUUAAUGAAAAUGCUAAUGAUAACAAUAAUAAAUUAUUAAAUAAAAAUGAUAAUAAUAAUAAUAAUGUAAAUGAUAUAAAUAAUGAAAAUACAGAUGAUAAAUGUCAAUUAAAUAAUCAGUUAAAUACUAAAAUUGUAAUGGAAAAAAUACCAAAAACAUUAACAUAUUUAACAACAUAUUUUGAUGAUGAUACAACAUCAAUUGAAUCAAGUAUAUUAUCAACAUAUGAUAUUAUUGAAUCAACAAAAAUUUAUUGUGAAUCAACAUCAAUUGAUUCAACAAUUAAAACAACAAAAUUAUAUGAAAAUAUUGAUCAAGUUAUUGAAAAACCAAAUAACAAUAAUAAUAAUGAUAUAGAAUCACAAUUAAUAACAACAACAGAUACAAUAUUAAAUAACGAUAACAAUAACAAUGAAAUAACAACAAUAAAUAAUAUAGAAAAAGCAGAAAAUAAUUAUGGUAAUAAUGAAAAAAUUUCAUCUGAUUCAAUAUCAAUUGAAACUACACCAAAUAUGAUAAUAAGUAAAAAAAUUCAUGUAACAACAACAACUGAACCAAAUAAUGGUGAAAUUUUCAAUGAUGGUAAUAAUGAUAAAGAUGAUGAAAAUUCAACAACAAUUAGAACAACAACAAUUAAAUCAAGAAAACUAAAAAAUAAAAGUAAAAUAAAUGCAACGACAACAAAAUCAACAUUAAUAACAAAUGAAUCAAUUGAUGAUAAUAUUGAUACAACAGCAACAACAACAACAACACAAUCUUCAUCGUCAUCAUCAACAACAAAAAAUAAUGACGAUAAUGAUACUUUAUAUAAUAAUAAUGAUAAUGAUGAUAAUACAGAUAAUGUGAAUGAUGACGAUAUUGAUGAUGAUGAUGAUGACGAUAAUGAUGAUGAUAUAGAUAAUGAUAAUGAUAACGAUGACGAUGAGGAAAUUGAAUUAAUAUAUAAAACAUUAUACACAACUUAUACAUAUUUAACAACAUUCUUUCAUGAUACAACAACAAGUAUAUCAAGCCGUAAAGAAAUCGUAACUAAUAUAAUAACAUCAACGUUAUUACCAAUGCAAAUACAACAAUCUACAUUGAUUUCUAAUUCUGAUACCAAUAACAAUAAUAAUAAUGAUGCUGUUAAACCAUCUGACUUAAUUGAAAUUGAUGAUAUACUAUCAAAGAAUGAUAAAAAUAUGGAUGAUAUAUUGUUAACAUCAUCAUUAUCAUCAACAAUUCCAUUAAUAUCACCAACAAAAACAUUAUUUACAACAUAUACAUAUUAUACAACAAUAUUUGUUGAUGGUGAAACCGAAAUAAUGAGUCGUACAGAAAUUUUUACAAAUUAUCUCAAUAAUGAUGACAAUAAUAAUAAUAAUAAUAAUAGUAAUAAUGAUAAUAUUAUUAACACAAAUAUAAAUAUAGGUAAUAAAGAUAGCAAUAAUGAAAAAAAUGAAAUAAAACCAACACCGAGAGAUUUGAAUUUAGAAGAAACAUUAUAUGUUAAGGAUAAUAUUAUAUUAGAUAACCAGAUAAAAUUAUCAUCAUUAAAAUAUGAUACAAUUAAUAGAUUAACAUUAAAAUCACAAAUAUCAAAUGAUGAUGAUGAUAAUAAUAAUAAUAAUAAUAAAGAUAUAUUAAUUAAUAAUGAUAAUAAUAAUAAUAUUACAACAAAAAUUUCAAUAAUUGAUGAUCAAAUAAGUUCUGAAAGUAAUACUGAAGAUAUAUUACCAUCGCCAACAUUAUUAUUACAAACAAGUUAUACAACAUUUACAUAUUAUACAACGAUGUAUAAUGAUGAUAUAACAAACGUUAUAAGUCGUUUAGAAACAGUAACAAAUUAUGUCACGGAAACAUUAAAAAAUUCAAAUGAUAUAAUUAAUAUUAAUAACAUAAAUGAUAAUAAUAAUAAGGACAAUAUUAAUAAUAAUAAUAAUAAUAAUAAUAUAAAUAGUAAUAAUGAUACAAAAUUACCAAUCACAUAUUUUACAACAUUUACAUAUUGGACAACAUUGGUUAAAGAUGGACAAAUAACAACCAUUAGUCAUGAAGAGACAAUAUCAAAUAUUAUAACUCCAACAAUAUUACAGUCAAAUAACAUAGAACAGGAGAAAACAUUAAUUGCUAGCAAUAUAAAUGAUAAUAAUGAACAGAUAAUAAUACCAACAAAAUUUAUUAAAAAUAAUGAUAUAUUAAUUAAAACAAGAUUAAUUGGUGGUGAUGAUAAUGAUAAUGACAAUAACAAUAAUAAUAGUAAUAUUGAUAAUGAUGAUGAAAAUAUACCAAAAAUUAAGCCAUCAAUUAUAUUAACAGAACCAACAACAUUUUAUACAACAUUUACAUAUUAUACAACAUCAUAUUCGGACGAUGAAACAAUUGUUAAUAGCCGUCUUGAAACAAUAACAAAUGUUGUUGAACCAUCAAUAAUACCAUCAUUAAUACCAAAUGGUAGAUCAAUUGAUAUUAAUAAUAAUAAUAAUAAUUUAAUAAAUAAUAAUGAUAAUAAUAAAAAUAAUAAUAAUAUUGAUUUAUCAUCAUCAAUUUUGUCAUAUUCUGAUUUAAUUGAAACAUCAAUGCAAAAUACGAAUGAACAUGAUUCAAGUACUCCACAAUUAAAUGAUGAAAAUUUAAUAUCAAUUGAUAUUAAGAAAAUUAUUGAUUCUGAUGAAAUAAGUACAAUAUAUUAUACAACAAAAGUAUAUAAAACAAAUGUAAAUGGUGAAUUAAAAGAAAUAACAAAAAGCACAUCAUCCAUAAAUAUUGAUGAAGUUAAAAAAUCAUUACAAUCAAUUACUGAUUCAUCAUCAUUAUCAUCAAACACAAAUAAUAAUGAUAUAACAGAUGGUGAAUCAUCAUUAUCACCAUCAUCAACGAGAUCAUAUAAAACAGGAUUAGUACGUUCAAUUGAAGGUACAAUGAUAUCAAAUAAUACAACAACGUUAUAUAAAUCAAAAGUAAUUGGUACAAUUAUUGAUGGUCGUUAUGCACAAAUAAUUGAAAGUACAUCAAGUUAUUUAAUUGAUAAAUUAUCAACGAAUAUAAAUGAUAAUAGUGAUAAUAAUAAUAAUGAUAAUAAUGUAAAAUUAACACCAACAAAAUUAUCAUCGUUAUCAUCAUCAAUUUUACAAAUAAAACCAACACAAAUAAAUAUUAAUAAUAUACAAUUAUUGGGUGGCUCAAUUGAUUCAGUGCAAUCAUCUUCAUCAACUUCAGCAUUAAAUGAUGAACAACAAAAUAAUAAAGAUAAUAAUGAUGGUAUUACAACUGAUGAUGAACAAGAUAAUGAUUCAGAUAAUAAACGUGGUGGUUUAUUAGGCCGAAAAAAAACAUUUACGCCAGUUAUAAGACCAUUUGCCUCACGUAAUCGACCACAUUUUGCACCAAAAAGGAAAAACUUAUCACAAAGUAGUGCAACAAUAAUAACAAGAUCUGAUUUUACACCAACAAUAACAGCAACACCCGCAUUUAAAGCAGAACAAACGUCAGUAAGAGGACGUUUUAAUAAUUUACGACGUAAUAGUAAUACAAAUAAUUUACAAUCAAAUUCAAUAUCAGCGUCAAUAUCAUUAUCAUCAUCAAUUAAUAGUCCAAGACGAUUUUCAAGACCAUCAAAAAUUGCGUCAUCAUCUCAAUUAAAUAAUAAUAAUAAUGGUAAUUUGCAAUCAACACGCGGCGGUAAUAAUAGAUCGUCAUUAAGAAUUCAACCAAGCUCAACUAGUUUAUUACAAGGUACAAAUAGUGGUACCUCAAGACGUAUUGGUGCUAUUAAUUUAAAAACUAGUAAUAUCGUACCUACCGGUAGACAAAUAUCAAGUGUAUAUUUAGGUAAUUCUAGAUUACGUAUAAGACCAUCAUCAAUAUUAUCUAGCAGUUUAUAUAAUACUAAUUCAAUACAAUCAGUACAAUCAACAACAGAUUCAGAUAAUAUUAAUGAUGAAAAUUCUACUCAACAAAUUGACAAUGAUAAUAAUGAAGAAGAAGAACAAAUUGAUACAACCACAGAAAAUUCAAGACGUUUUAAUAAUCCAUUAUUAAAAUUUCGUCGCCCUGGUACAUUAAACCGACCAAUAUCUAACAAUAAUAAUGCGAAUAAUAAUGCUAAUAAUAGUUUACGUACCCAAACACAAAAUCAAAUUUCAACACGUAGAAAUCCAUUAACACAACGUGCUAAAUCAACAACAACUACUCCCAUAUCAAUAAUAACAACAACAACAUCUAAACCACGUCCAAGAACAUUUCAAAGACCAAAUUUACCAACAUUACAAAAUCGGCCAAGACCACAAAAUAGUUUAUUCCCACCAAGAGGUUUAUUCCAAGCCCAAAAUAUAAAUCAAGAUUUAGAUAGUGAUAAUAAUAAAAAAUCACCUGAUAAUGAUAAUGAUGAUAUAAAUGAUGAUAAUGAUGAAUAUGAUGAUGAUGAUACUGAUAAUGAUGAUAAUGAUAAUGAAAGACGGAAACGUCAUCAUAAUAAAAAUUUAGAGAAACACCAAACACAAGCAACAACAACAGUUUCAAAUUCACAACAAAGUUCUAAAGAUAAUUUAAUUAAUUUAAGUAAACGUCGUUCGAAACGUCAAACAGAAUAUGGGACUAGAAGUAGCAAUUUUCGUAAUAGAUUUCGUAGACCACCAACACAAAGUAGUUCAAUAAAAAAUAAUGUUUUAGCUGAAGAACGUUCUGAUUUUGUAAGUGAAGAAGAUGAACAAACACAAAGCAAACAACAGCAAUCAUCACAACAGCAACAAUCACCAAAUGGUAACCGACAACGUGGCUCACGAUACACUAAUCGUACACCAAAAUCUUCAUCAAAAUUGAAUUUAUCACAGCAAUCAAAUUCAAAAUCGAAUACAAAUGAUGAUAAUAAUAAUAACAAUAAUAACGGUAAUCGUAUUAGACCAACAAAGCCAACAUCUGGUAGAACACCAUUUACAUUAAGACCAAAUGAUAAUAAUAAUAAAGACCUCACUAGUGUUACAAAAUCACAAACCCAACGUGCUAAUUUUCGACGUCCACCAACAUCUGCAUCACGUCGUUCAACUGUAAGCCGUGCAAAACAACCACGUCUUAAAAGUUUUACAAAUACCGUAACUGAAUCACCUUAUCCAUCACGUAGUACAAAUCAGCGUCAACGUACAACCAGCCGUGGACGUUCAACAACAAGAUCCCGUAAUCGUGGUACAACAAAUGAUUUUAUUAUCGAUCAAAUUUUACCAAGUUUUGAUGGUACGAUAACAGUAACACAUCACAUACCAACUGAAAUAACGAUACCAGUUGUUAAUGGUAAAAUAACAGAAUACAAAAAUGUUAUAACAGCAAAACCAAGUACAGAAUUAUUAGGACCAAAUCAAUAUAAUACACAAAUAAAUCGUAAUGGAAAUACAUAUUUAGUUAUUAAUAAUGAUAAAACAUCAAUUAAUUCAAAUGGUAUUACAGAAGUAACACAAUUUAUAUUAAAUGAAACACCAACAACUGCUGUUAUAUUUACACCAACAACAAUACGUGGUAGACGUACAUCAUUUUCACAUAUAAUACCAUCAACUGUAUAUGAUGUUGAAAAUGUUGUAUCAACCUUAAAGCCACAAAUAGCUGCUAAUGCACCGUUAGCCAAUAUAUUGUUAUCUCAAUUGUUAUUAGGUAAUAUUGGAUUACAACAACAAAAUCCAAUUAAUUCAAUAUUGGGCAUACAACAAUUACAGCCGAAUAUUGGUGCUAUCGGUACACCAGUAACAGAAUAUAAAACACGUACAACAUCAUAUGUAACAACAGUAACAAAUGGUAUGUCAACAGUUAUACCAUUAACGUUCCAUGGUAAAGAAAUUUUAACAACAAUAUAUGAUACUAGUACAAGUGUUAUAACAGCAACUGAAUUUAUAACUGAUACAAUUGUUGUUACACCAACCCAACAAUCUGUACCACAAGUAAAUAGUUUAUUAUUGUUAUUACAACAACAACAACAGCAACAACAACAGCAACAACAAGCAGCAGCAGCUGCUGCAAUAUUAGCAGCCCAACAACAACAACAGCAAAAUUCACAACACCAACAACAAUUUGGUAACAUAUUACAACCUGAUUUAACAAACGGUAUAAAUGGCAUUAGUUCGCCACAAGUAAUUGAUCCAAAUUCAGCUCAACUUUUAUUACAUGAAAAUAUACAACAAGAAAUUAAUAACAAUCAUUUACAAAAAUUAUCAACAUUAGAUGAAUUUCGUGAUGUUAGGGAAUCUGUUGAUGAUAACAUUCAUGAUAUUGAGAAUGCUAAUGGUAAUAACAACAACAAUAAUAAUGGUCAACAAUUUCAACAACAAAUUUCGACAAAAAAAAUAAAUGACUCAAAUGGUAGUAACCAAACAAAUAAAAGAAAAAAAAAUAAGAAAGGCCAUAAAAAUCAACAUCAACAUCAUCAACAGCAACCUUUAGGUAACGACAAUAUUCAACAUCAACAGCAGCAACAACAAUUAGAAACAAGCAUUGUUACAUUAUAUGUAUCCGGUCGACGUCCGGGUGAAUUUAGUACUGUAUUGUCAACGUAUUAUCCAGAAAAUAAUUUACAUAAACGUGAAAUUUUACAUAAUAUUAAUAAUGAUGAUGAUAAAAAUAUGAAAUCGAAAGUUAAUCAAGAGAAAUCUAUGACAAUUGAUAAUUUUGAUGAUUUAAGUGAUAUUAUUAAAGCAUCUGAUAGUAAUAUACAAGAAUAUUAUUUACCUAAUCAUUUUAUAAAUAAUAACGACAAUAACAAUAAAACAGGUAAUAAUAAUAACAAUAGUGAUAGUAAUAUUAAUAAUGAUAAUAUAUCAAUAAAUAACAAUAUAUUAUCUUCUAGUCAUGAAGAAAUUUUAAAUAAUUACGAGACACAAAGUUUAGAAAGUAUUGUCGGUGAUGUAAGUUUAUGGUAUGAAAAAUCAUCAUCUGUAAAUAAUAAAUUUAAUAAUAUGAAAACAAAAGAACAACCAUUAUUACAACAUAAUACAGAAUUACUUAAAAGUACGAAAAUUGUGUUUGAUAAUAAAAAUAAUGAAAAUAGUAAUAAUAAUGAUAAUAAUAAUGGUAAUAUGAAUUCAAAUUAUUUUUUAUUGUAAAUGACCUAUCUGAAUUAAUAUCCCCAAUUCAUGAUAAGGUCAAUUAUUUAAAUAAUAAUAAUAGUUAUUAUUAUUACUAUAAUAACAUUUAUAAUGAUGAAAAUUUUGUAAAUAUAAAUAAUAUGAACAAUUUUAUGA